Nelumbo nucifera (sacred lotus) is the source of this 2126-nucleotide messenger RNA. RefSeq names its product cell division cycle 20.2, cofactor of APC complex-like. Lineage: Eukaryota; Viridiplantae; Streptophyta; Magnoliopsida; Proteales; Nelumbonaceae. The record is from RefSeq and is a predicted model, not a curated record. Gene Ontology annotation, cellular component: anaphase-promoting complex. Gene Ontology annotation, molecular function: protein binding; anaphase-promoting complex binding; ubiquitin ligase activator activity. Gene Ontology annotation, biological process: positive regulation of ubiquitin protein ligase activity; anaphase-promoting complex-dependent catabolic process; positive regulation of anaphase-promoting complex-dependent catabolic process.
UGCCUACCUCGACAUUUUCCUUUUCUGGGAAUACAAAUACACAAUAGAGACGUUGGAAACUAGCCGUUAGAAGUUUAUAACUUAGAACCGGUCCAAGUGGAGUUGAACUAGGGUUUAAAUGUAUAUAUAUGAUCUCUGUGAGAGCGCUCCCUCGCUAAUCUCAACUGCUACUUCUCUAUACAAGCUCACUCAAAGAUCACAAACGCCACCAUUGAUCAAUUUCUAUUUCGUUCUAUUUAUCUUUUGGUUUCUUCAUUUCCCUAUAUUUCGCUGAUCUGAUUAUUUAUUUUGCAGGUUUCGUUCCUACUAUUUUCUGGGUGUCUGAUCCUUUGUUUUGCAGGUUUUUCGUUUUUUUUUUUCUUUUUCCUUUUUCCUUUUAUUUUUGUUGUUCUCUGCUAACCCCAUGGAUUCAGGAUCUUUCCCCUCUUCGAACAAAACCCAAUCUCGGUACCCUCUUCAAGAACAGAACCUACAGAGGAGAAAUUCAAGGGAAAAUUUGGACAGAUUCAUUCCGAAUCGUUCUGCAAUGGAUUUUGACUUUGCCCAUUACAUGGUAAUGGAAGGGGGGAGGGUGGAGAAAGAUAACCCGGCAACGACCUCUCCAUCGAAAGAGGCUUACAGGAAGCAACUUGCAGAGACUUUGAACUUGAACAGGACCCGUAUUCUGGCUUUCAAGAACAAGCCCCCCACCUCGGUUGAGUCAAACUUCCCAGAAUCUGCACCAUCAGUUCACCAACCGAAGCCCACAAAGCCUCGAAGGCACAUCCCCCAAUCUUCAGAGAGGACAUUAGAUGCCCCAGAACUUGUAGACGAUUACUACUUGAAUCUACUUGAUUGGGGUAGCAGCAAUGUUCUGGCCAUUGCCCUUGGGAACACAGUAUAUUUGUGGGAUGCUUCUGAUGGGUCUACUUCUGAACUUGUCACCGUUGAUGAAGAGAAUGGACCUGUUACUAGUGUCAGCUGGGCUCCUGAUGGGAGACACAUUGCAGUCGGCUUGAACAACUCUGAAGUCCAACUGUGGGACUCUGGGGCCAAUCGACAGCUGAGAACUCUGCGAGGCGGCCACCGAUCCCGGGUGGGUUCCAUGGAUUGGAACAACCACAUCCUAACCACCGGAGGAAUGGAUGGUCUGAUUAUCAACAAUGAUGUGAGAAUAAGGUCCCACAUUGUGGAGACCUACAGAGGACACCAUCAAGAGGUCUGUGGGCUAAAAUGGUCGGCCUCCGGCCAGCAACUGGCCAGUGGAGGAAACGAUAACCUUCUCCACAUUUGGGAUCGUUCAAUGGCCUCCUCUAACUCUCCGACUCAGUGGCUUCACAGGCUGGAGGAACAUACUGCUGCCGUGAAAGCCUUGGCAUGGUGUCCUUUCCAGGGUAAUUUACUAGCCUCUGGUGGUGGUGGAGGAGACCAGUGCAUCAAGUUCUGGAAUACACACACUGGUGCCUGCUUGAACUCUGUGAAUACAGGCUCACAGGUCUGUUCCUUGCUGUGGAACAAGAAUGAAAGAGAAUUGCUCAGUUCCCACGGUUUCACCCAGAACCAACUUACUCUUUGGAAGUACCCAUCCAUGGUUAAGAUUACAGAGCUCACCGGCCACACUUCGAGAGUUCUAUUCAUGGCUCAGAGUCCCGACGGGUGCACAGUGGCAUCUGCAGCUGCCGAUGAAACUCUGAGGUUUUGGAAUGUUUUUGGAGCUCCGGAAGCAGCUAAACCUGCACCUAAAGCGAAUCCCGAGCCAUUUUCCAGCCUGGCCCGAAUCAGAUAAAGGGGUUUAUUUGCUAUUUCUUAUAUUUUCCGAAACACAUUUUAUUACAGGCUUCCCUGAGAAGAAUGCGUUUCAGAUUGAGUUGAAAAAGAAUCGGUCGUGACGAGAGGCCCGAUAUAAAAUAAAGAAGACUUACUUUCUAUGUAAAUUUCCUCCACCUCGGAGGAGUUUUUUUCCGCUGUUGGGCCUUGGAACUGUGGGCGUUUAUUGAAACAUUACGGGUCCUAUUUGCUAUUUAUCGAUUUUCCCACUUUUUCUCAUCUGAUACGCCGUUUUGGGAGUUUUAUCUUGUACAUUGAAUGAAACACAAGUAUAUUGAGUGUUUUAAAAUAAAAUCCGAUGGAUGAAAUUUUCAACACCA